AUGGGCAUUUUUGGUGGAUUCAGCAACAACAACAGCACUAAUGAAGAGAGCACAUUAGAUGAUGUUUACUCUCCUUCAUCCGCUGGAAGUUUACCAGAAGAGAACUUUGGAGACAACAGCUUUGAAAAGAUCCCCGAUUUCAUGUCAAGUGUCACUUACGAUGCUAACCGACUUCAGCCUGUCGCAUUACAAGGAGGUCUUGAUUUCUUGCAAGUGGAAGGAGAGCCAACAGGAAAUGGUAUGGGUGGUGCAUCGCUUGCUCCUUCCAGAGGUUGGUCGGAUGAUUUGUGUUAUGGUACUGGCACCACAUAUCUGGCUGGUUUGACAUUGGGUGGUGCUUUUGGUAUGGCAGAAGGAUUGAAAAAGAGUUCGGGUGCUCCCAACAUGAAGGUACGUCUCAACACGACGCUGAAUUCCAUCACACGUCGGGGCCCUGGUAUUGGCAAUUCGUUGGGUGUCAUUGCUAUGAUCUAUAACGGCACAACUGCCAUGAUUGAUGCUCAACGUGGACAACACGAUGUAUUCAACAGUUUGGCUGGUGGUGCUGUUUCUGGAGCCAUUUUUAAAUCGACUGCUGGCCCUCGUGCUGCCUUGGUAUCUGCUGGUGUCUGUGCUGGUGUCGCUGGUGCAUGGUCCUUGCUCGUUUCCACCUUUACCGACAAUUAA
Mucor velutinosus is the source of this 666-nucleotide messenger RNA. RefSeq names its product Cytochrome oxidase assembly factor 4. Gene Ontology annotation, molecular function: transmembrane protein transporter activity. The record is from RefSeq and is a predicted model, not a curated record. The transcript has a single exon. Gene Ontology annotation, cellular component: mitochondrial inner membrane; TIM23 mitochondrial import inner membrane translocase complex. Gene Ontology annotation, biological process: protein import into mitochondrial matrix. The coding region runs from base 1 to 666 and encodes 221 amino acids. Lineage: Eukaryota; Fungi; Mucoromycota; Mucoromycetes; Mucorales; Mucoraceae.